UCAUCUACUUCGGACGCUGCAUCACUCUACGCUGAAACUUUAACUCAGGUGUGGAUGCUGGACUGCUAAGUUUUGUAAAUAAUACUUGUACAAAUAGUGGCGGCACCGGCUCACUGUCUCACCCCAGUUCACGCCAGCAGAAACUGCAGGAGCCUCACAAUGGUGAUCAACUGCACAAACUUAAACGAAGUGCUGGAGAGAUACUACUUGUCGCCGCUCUACGCGCUCGAGUUCUGCGUCGGCUUCCCCAGCAACCUCGUCGUCGUGCUUGGCUACGUAUUUUGCUUGCAGGAGUGGCAGAGCUGCAACAUUUACAUCUUCAGCCUGGCCAUCUCCGACCUUGUGUUCCUCUGCACUCUGCCACACCUCUCCUACCUGUACGCAAACGAGCACGCCGUCAACGACCCCUCUGUUUGCGUCAUAAACCGCUACGUCCUGCACGUCAACCUUUACUCCUCCAUCCUCUUCAUGGUUUGGAUCAGCAUGGAUCGCUUCCUGCUCAUAAAGUACCCGAUGAGAAACCACCGCCUGCUGAGACCGAGAGCGGCCCUGGUCAUCACGGGCCUGACCUGGCUGGUGGUGAACGUGGAAGUCUGUCCGUUGAUAACCCUACUGGUGCAGGACUUGCAGGAACAGAACUGGACCCGCUGCGGGGAUUUCGCCAGUCUUAAAGGAGAUAUUAACCCACUGGGCUACAGCUUGGGGUUGACAGUAACCGGCUACAUCCUUCCUCUGCUUGCACUGUGCUCCUUUUCCCAGAAAAUCUCCCAUCUCCUCCAAAUGCAGGAACGAGCUGUACAGCACAGGACGUCCUACAAGAGGCCUCUCAGAGUUGUUGCUUCAGCCACGGUCAUGUUCCUCAUCCUCUACACCCCGUAUCACAUUCUUAGAAACGUCAGAAUCGCAUCUGAGCAGCCUUGGGCCCAAGUUCACAGUUCUUCCCUGGAUUACAUCAAAGCCACGUACAUCUUGACGCGACCGUUGGCGUUUUUGCACAGCGUCAUUAACCCGGUCUUCUACUUUCUCAUGGGAGACAAGUUCAGAGAGCUUCUAAUUUCCAAAGUCAGAAACGUGAGCAGCAAAACCAAGCAUAGACGAGAACCAGCCUGAGCACAGGAGUCUUGAAUUAUCACAUGCAAACAAACCACAGUGUUGUAAACACAUAAUUCUUGAGAUGUCAGAGUCUUAGCACUUAUUUCUAAAAUGCAAAUUAUGUGGCGGCAUUUUGCUAAGUGCAAAAAGCAUGAUGAUUUCAUACUUUGUACGUUUAGAGUCUAACGUGUUACUUAUGUCUGGUGGCCUGUGACACGGAAUAAUCCUUUAUUUUCGUACAUAGAUAUAGUAGGCACAAUAAUUUCUAGGAGAACUUGUACAUUUGUGUAUAUAACAUAUGCAUUUUUAAAUAUAUAUAUAUAUAUAUAUAUAUACUGUAUAUACUGUAUAUA
Xiphophorus maculatus (southern platyfish) is the source of this 1445-nucleotide messenger RNA. It is a transcript of the gene sucnr1, whose product is annotated as succinate receptor 1. Gene Ontology annotation, cellular component: plasma membrane. Lineage: Eukaryota; Metazoa; Chordata; Actinopteri; Cyprinodontiformes; Poeciliidae. Gene Ontology annotation, biological process: G protein-coupled receptor signaling pathway. The coding region runs from base 160 to 1110 and encodes 316 amino acids. The record is from RefSeq and is a predicted model, not a curated record. The transcript has 3 exons. Gene Ontology annotation, molecular function: G protein-coupled receptor activity.